AUUGCGCGCGUAACUGAACGCACGAGCUUGACAUUAGGCCAUUGCAAUUUCAAGCGGACAGACAAUGACUGAACGAAAAUUUCUUAUUUGAAGUUUCAUUCGGUUCAUAGUUUGUGCGGUCAGCAUACAUACAAAUACAAGCGCGACAGUAAAGCCGGAGAAUAACGCCAUUUGCGUAGCAUACAGAAAUUAUAGAGAAUCAUUCUCUCAUUUUUUUGCCGUUUCGCAGAUAAACAAGUACUAGGAAAUUGAAAAUUGUGAAAUUGCCACCGAGUGGACUGGACAGUUGAUAUUGAUAGUUUGUUAAAUCGGUUGUGUGAAAGCGAGAAAAUCAUCCAAGAUGACUCAUUUUCAUCAAAUCGCCAAUCUUCUGGAGAAGAUGACAUCCAAUGACAAAGACUUUCGGUUCAUGGCUACAAAUGAUUUGAUGACCGAAUUGCAAAAAGACAGCAUCAAGUUGGAUGACGAAUCAGAACGGAAAGUGGUUCGCAUGGUAUUGCAUUUACUCGAAGACAAAAAUGGUGAAGUACAGAAUUUGGCGGUGAAAUGUUUGGGUCCGUUGGUCAACAAAGUGAAGGAGAAUCAGGUGGAGACUAUAGUCGAUUCGCUGUGUGCCAAUAUGGUGUCGAAUAAUGAGCAACUGCGUGAUAUAUCAAGCAUUGGUCUGAAAACGGUCAUAUCAGAAUUACCGCAAACACCAAACACUCUAGCGCCAAACGUGUGCCAACGUAUUACGGGCAAAUUGAGCGCUGCCAUCGAAAAGGAGGAUGUUUCAGUGCAACUCGAAGCAUUGGAUAUUCUAUCUGAUUUGCUCUCACGUUUUGGUGAUUUGCUGAUUCCGUUUCAUGACACAAUACUCAAAGCACUGCUUCCGCAAUUGUCAUCACAACGACCAGCCGUACGAAAGCGUACGAUUGUUGCUUUAUCCCACUUGCUCAUUAGCUGCAAUGCGAAUGUCUAUGACAAAGUCAUUGCACAUUUGAUUCAAGGACUUGAGGCACGACAAAAUCAAAAUUUGAUUCGCACCAACAUUCAAUGUUUGGCCUCCAUUUGCCGUCAAGCUGGUCACCGCUUAUGCAGUUAUAUCGACCGCAUUAUGGUGCUGGUGAACGAAUUCAGCCAGAAAGAUGAUGAUGAAUUGCGCGAAUACUGCAACCAGGCGUGUGAGGCAUUCGUACAACGGUGCCCCGAAGCAAUUACACCACAUAUUAAAUCGAUUGUGGAUUUGUCUUUGAACUACAUCACAUACGAUCCAAAUUACAACUACGAAGCCGAUGAUGCGGCUGCUGCAAGUUUUAUGGAUACAGAAGACGAUGAAGAUGUCGACAGUGAAGAGUACAGUGAUGACGACGAUAUGAGCUGGAAAGUGCGUCGUUCGGCUGCCAAAUGUUUGGAAGCCGUUAUUUCGACACGACCAGAUUUAGUGGAAGAUUUUUACAAGAUCUUAUCACCGGCUCUCAUCGCACGCUUUAAAGAACGCGAGGAAAAUGUCAAAUCGGACAUUUUCCAUGCAUACAUCGCGCUGUUGCGUAUCACCAAGCCACAUGAUGAUAUCACUAAUCCAGAUGCCAUGGAGCAAGUAUCGAGCCCAGUUCAGUUGUUGCAAGAACAAGUUCCUGAUAUCGUUCGAAACAUUCAGCCACUGAUGCGUGAAAAAUCAGUAAAAACACGACAAGACUGUUUCUUGCUGUUGCGUGAACUAUUGAACGCCUUACCCGGUGCAUUCACCAAUAACUUUGAACUGCUGAUGCCGGGCAUUCAACAUUCGCUGAGCGAUAAGAAUUCCACAUCGAACAUGAAAAUUGACGCAUUGGGUUUCCUGUGUUGUAUGUUGACCACACAUAACUCAGCCGUUUUUCACCCACACAUCCCCACUUUGGUAUCACUGAUCCACGCUUCGGUAUUCGAUCCGUUCUAUAAAAUUGCAACAGAAGCUCUUCUCGUUUUGCAGUACCUGGUCAAAGUUAUUCGACCAGUUGAACAGAAUACACAAAUUGUUCCCGAAUUCACGCCAUUCGUUGGCAAAAUUUACGAAUGUACGCUGCAAAAAUUGAAGUCACAAGAAGUUGACCAAGAAGUGAAAGAGCGAGCCAUUAUCUGUAUGGGCCAAAUUAUUUCGAAUUUGGGCGAUGUUUUGAAUGCCGAACUAGCUGUUUGUCUACCAAUAUUUCUGGAGCGUUUGCGUAACGAGGUGACACGCUUAAGCGCUGUUAAGGCACUGAUUAUGAUUGCCGGCUCGCCAUUGCGAGUCGACCUAACAGCGAUUUUGCAUGAUAUCAUUCAACUACUGGGUUCAUUUUUGCGAAAGAACCAACGUGCUCUGAAACUUAACUCACUUUGGUUGUUAGACGCUUUGGUCAAUAACUACAACACAUAUAUUAACCCCACUUUGUUGAAAGAUGCCAUCGCUGAAAUCCCACCACUGCUCAGUGAAGCCGACUUGCAUGUUGCCCAACAAUCAUUGGUUCUCAUUACUUCGACGGCUCGAUUUCAAAGCCAAGCUUUGGCCGAAACAUAUCGCGCCAUUUUGCCCGAAGUAUUGAAUUUGGUUCGAUCACCAUUGUUGCAAGGCACUGCAUUGAAUUGCAUGUUGGAUUUAUUCCAAGCUCUUGUGCAAGCACAAUUGCCUGGCUUGGGUUACAGACAAUUGUUAGAUAUGCUCCGCUCGCUCGUUAUCAACCAAUCGCCGACUCAACAAUUGCACAAGCAUGCUUUCCAUUCGAUCGCUAAGUGUGUUGCGGCCCUAACACUUCAGGUUCAAGAUGAAGCGGUACCGUUGGCAAACGAAUUGCUGGGUGAUAUUCAGAAAAAACGCAGUGACGCACAUACUGUCUUCUGUUUGCUCACAAUUGGCGAAAUCGGUCGUCAUUUCAAUUUGUCCAUAAUUGAGCCGCUGCCUCAGUUAAUAAUCCAAUGCUUUGGUGGAACAUCAGAAGAUAUCAAAGGUGCUGCAUCUCAUGCGCUCGGCGCUGUUGCUGUCGGCAACUUGAACUAUUACCUGCCGUACAUUUUGAAUGAAAUCGAAACACAACCAAAACGACAAUAUUUGUUAUUGCAUUCGUUGAAAGAGCUGAUUAGUUCUUUGUCACAAACACCAAACGGCCUGCAGCAGUUGCUUCCAUCGGUUCCGUCGAUCUGGACGCAACUGUUCAAACACUGUGAAUGUCCCGAAGAAGGUGCACGAAAUGUCGUUGCCGAGUGCUUAGGAAAAUUGGUGUUGGUGAAACCAGAAGAACUGUUGCCACACUUGCAACAAGCUUUGACUAAUGGUAGCCCACUUAUGAAGACAGCUGUAGUUUCAGCCAUAAAAUUCACCAUCUCAGAUCAACCGCAACCAAUUGAUGUUUUGUUGCGACAAUGUAUUGGUCAAUUCUUGUGCACAUUGACAGAUCCAGAGCCGUCAGUGCGUCGUGUUGCUUUGGUUGCAUUCAAUUCGGCUGUUCACAAUAAACCAAGUUUGGUAAGAGAUUUGUUGCCUACCCUUCUGCCACACUUGUAUGAAGAAACAAAGGUCAAACAAGAGCUGAUUCGCGAAGUGGAAAUGGGUCCAUUCAAACACACAGUUGACGAUGGGUUGGAUAUUCGAAAAGCCGCCUUCGAAUGCAUGUACACAUUGAUUGAGCAAGGUCUUGAUCGCGUUGACAUCAACCAGUUCCUUGAACAUGUCCAAGCUGGCUUAAAAGAUCAUUAUGACAUCAAAAUGCUGUCUUAUCUGAUGACAGCUCGUCUUGCUACACUUUGUCCCAAUGCCGUGUUGCAAAAACUUGAUUUGUUCGUUGAACCCCUUCGAAUUACGUGCACGAUGAAGGUCAAAGCAAAUGCUGUUAAGCAAGAAUACGAAAAGCAAGACGAAUUGAAACGAUCAGCUCUUCGAGCACUGGCCGCACUGGCAGCAAUCCCCAAAGCUGAUAAAAACACACAGAUGGCUGAUUUCUUGAAGUACAUUCAAAAUACGUCUGACCUAGCUACCGUUUACCAAAACGUGCAAAAAGAUUCGGUAAAUGCCUUGAACAGUAACGUCGCCAAUUCAUCGUCAUUGGUAUUGGAUAACUCGAUGGAUCAAAGCUAGACCUGCCGCGCAUCAUCUAGUGAUACAUUUACAGUUAAAUCAUUCGAACAAAAUCAUGUCGAAUUAAAAGAAAACAAUCAAACGAAAGGAUUUUCUCUAAAAAGGCGCAUUUCAUCAUUAGGUACUACUACUACAUAAUUCAAAAUUAUUUUUAUUUCAAAAGAAAAAAUUUGAUUUUCUAUUUCAUCAUACGUUCAAAGUGAACCUCCUUUUUAAAACACAAUCAUGAAAAUAGCAUAUUUAUUUCAGUUUUUCUCUCUAAACCGAUUGCGUCAGUACUAAAUACGAAUUCGAAAAUCUUUCUCGACGCAUAUUCUAAGAUUAGAUUGUACCAACCUUUGCAUUUUCAAAGAGCAAUUGAUUAAAUAAAGAUGAUUCUAAAAAAAAAAAAA
This is a messenger RNA of Sitodiplosis mosellana (orange wheat blossom midge), 4461 nucleotides long. RefSeq names its product cullin-associated NEDD8-dissociated protein 1 (gene Cand1). Lineage: Eukaryota; Metazoa; Arthropoda; Insecta; Diptera; Cecidomyiidae. Gene Ontology annotation, cellular component: nucleus. The transcript is spliced from 10 exons. Gene Ontology annotation, biological process: protein ubiquitination; SCF complex assembly. The coding region runs from base 341 to 4069 and encodes 1242 amino acids. The record is from RefSeq and is a predicted model, not a curated record.